Molecule: messenger RNA, 853 nt
Organism: Drosophila eugracilis
Lineage: Eukaryota; Metazoa; Arthropoda; Insecta; Diptera; Drosophilidae
Gene: APC10
Product: anaphase-promoting complex subunit 10
Exons: 2
Coding region: 86-673 (195 amino acids)
Biological process (GO): anaphase-promoting complex-dependent catabolic process; protein K11-linked ubiquitination
Cellular component (GO): anaphase-promoting complex
Source: RefSeq, a predicted model, not a curated record
ACAAAACAUUUAUUUGUGCGUACUCAAACAGUUUUGUGUUAAAUAUAUUUUAUCUUUAGAAAAACCUACAGCUUUAUUUGCUGCAAUGGCAGCCUCAAUGGAUGAGGAUAUAGCCGCAAAUCCUUUGCCGAGCAGUGAAGAGGAUCCUUUGGCCGAGGAGAGGCUAGGAUUCGUGCGAGAAGUGGGGGCACAAGCAGUUUGGAGCCUCUCCUCCUGCAAGCCGGGAUUCGGUGUGGAGCGUUUGCGGGACAAUAUCAUGGAUACUUAUUGGCAAUCGGACGGACAGCUUCCCCACCUCGUCAACAUUCAGUUUCAUAAGCGUACCAACAUUAGUCAGAUCUUCAUAUACACGGAUUACAAGUUAGACGAGAGUUACACUCCAUCGAGGAUCUCCAUACGAUCCGGGACGAACUUCAAUGAUUUACAAGAGUUGCAGGUAAUGGAUCUCACCGAACCCACCGGCUGGGUGCAAAUACCAAUCAAGGAUGGGAACGUCAAAUCCAUUCGAACCUUUAUGCUCCAGAUUGCUGUGAUCUCGAAUCAUCAGAAUGGCAGAGACACACAUAUGCGGCAGAUACGUAUUCAUGCUCCCGUUGAGGGAAAACAUUACCCACUUGAGUUAUUCGGAAAAUUUGGUACUGUCGAUUUCCAGAAAUUCGCUACCAUUCGUUAAGGAACGCUCAUGCUUAAUUGAAGUCUUUUAUUUUUGUGUUUUUUGGGGGUAUAUAACUGCUAAAAUACAACAUUUAAAACAUUACUUUAGUAAUUGUAAGCAUAUUUUUGGUGUUUCUAAUUAAAUGCCUGUCUCUUGUAUAUAUAAAUUGAUUGAAAAUAAAUAUAUACCAUCGUCUAA